UCCGAUGGGCGUCAGGCCCUAGAGGGGACACAAGCCACUCAGCUGAGCAGGCCCUGAGUCUGCUUUGUGCGAGGUGAGGAUCAGAGAGGCGCCUGUGAGAGGCACGGAGAGAAGCCUUUCAAGAGACUCACAGAUGUGAGGACUGCCCUGGCCUGAGGACCGCGACAAAGCUUCUGCCGGCUGCUAGGCACCGAGACCCCCACUCGACACCUCCAACAGGAGUCAACCAGGCCGCCUGGGGCUGAGAAGACCCAACCCAGGGGACAGAUGGCUUCAACCGGCCUGGAACUCCUAGGCAUGACCCUGGCCGUGCUGGGCUGGCUGGGGACCCUGGUGUCCUGUGCCCUGCCUCUGUGGAAGGUGACCGCCUUCAUCGGCAACAGCAUCGUGGUGGCCCAGGUGGUGUGGGAGGGGCUGUGGAUGUCCUGCGUGGUGCAGAGCACCGGCCAGAUGCAGUGCAAGGUGUACGACUCGCUGCUGGCGCUGCCCCAGGACCUGCAGGCCGCCCGUGCCCUCUGCGUCGUCGCCCUCUUGCUGGCCCUGCUCGGCCUGCUGAUGGCCAUCACGGGUGCCCAGUGCACCACGUGUGUGGAGGACGAAGGCGCCAAGGCCCGCAUUGUGCUCACCGCGGGGGUCACCCUCCUCUUGGCAGGCAUCCUGGUGCUCAUCCCCGUGUGCUGGACGGCCCACGCCAUCAUACAGGACUUCUACAACCCCCUGGUGGCCGAGGCCCUCAAGCGAGAGCUGGGAGCCUCCCUCUACCUGGGCUGGGCGGCCGCUGCGCUGCUCAUGCUGGGCGGGGGGCUGCUCUGCUGCACAUGCCCCCCACCCCAGGCCGAGCGGCCCCACGGGCCCAGGCUGGGCUACUCCAUCCCCUCUCGCUCUGGGGCAUCUGGACUGGACAAGAGGGACUACGUGUGAGG
Propithecus coquereli (Coquerel's sifaka) is the source of this 923-nucleotide messenger RNA. RefSeq names its product claudin 9 (gene CLDN9). Gene Ontology annotation, molecular function: structural molecule activity. The coding region runs from base 268 to 921 and encodes 217 amino acids. Gene Ontology annotation, cellular component: plasma membrane; bicellular tight junction. Lineage: Eukaryota; Metazoa; Chordata; Mammalia; Primates; Indriidae. The record is from RefSeq and is a predicted model, not a curated record. The transcript has a single exon. Gene Ontology annotation, biological process: cell adhesion; bicellular tight junction assembly.